CGCAGCUUCGUCCAUUUGGCUACGACCAAAUCAUGUAUAUCAAAUAGUUAGAAGUCGAAACCUGUAACGUAAUUUUUGAUUGACCAAUUAAGCGUAAUUUUCCAGCCAUUUUUCAAAAUCAAAAUGUCACUAAUGUCGAGUCGGGCCUGUGGCUGUCUUAUUGUUCCUCAAAAUGGAGUCGCGGAUGGAGAAUUUUUCAGAUCAAUGUACCGUACCACGCAGGUCGCCAUGGGCUCCACAACGGAUUCUCAGAACCGGAAUGUUACGUCCAGCGAUGGCCAGAAACGGCCAAAGAAGCUGGAAGUGACUUCGCUGAAUGGAUACCCAUCAAAAGAUUUUCGGGAGCACAGCGAAGACGUCGAGGACGGUUCCUUGCCGUGCACUCCGGAGUCACAUUCGGACAGUGAAAUAAACGUCUCUGGUGGUCACGCUGGGGAUGAAGUCGUGGAGAACGACACGAGGCAACUUAUUAGCAGUUGCUACAGAGAUCUUACUGGACUUUCAAAACCUCGGUGGAAUGAAAGCAAAGAACUAGCAACAAUGAAGAGAGUGAUUAGGGACGUUUUGGAGAAACACAAAUUCGCAUACAAUGGUAUGAUCAACAAACUGUCAUUGAGCACAAAAGACGAUGAUAUGACGUGUAUUGGCGAAGUAGCGAGGAGUCUCUUCGCUGACGGGUCCACCAACUGGGGUCGUAUCGCCAGCUUGGUGGCCUUCGGGGCAGUGGUGUGUCAGCACCUGAAAGCAAAUGGCAGGGAGAACUGCGUUGAACUGGUCAGCCAGGAGAUUUCCUCAUACCUGCUGACAGACCAGCGGGACUGGCUGGUCAAAAACAACUCAUGGGAUGGUUUUGUAGAUUUCUUUCGAGUUGCAGACCCUGAAACAACAGUCAGGAACACUCUCAUGGCCGUUGCUGGAGUUGCUGGUAUUGGGGCAACAUUGGCCCUGCUGAUCAGGUGAAUUUGUUGGGACUAUCAGUGACUUUUCGGACACUUAUUCUUCUUACCAACUUCUACUUGUCCUUGGAUUUUGGAAUAUGAACACUGAACCUUUCAACAAAUAUCAAAAUAAUGGGCCCUUUCAUCUUUUCCACAAACCAUAUGAAAAAAUGAAAAAUAUUUUAUUUAAUAAAUUUUAUUUUUCUAAAAAAAAAAAAAUGUAAAUGCUUCUUCUAUGCAAAUUUCAAUAGCUGACUUUUUUUCCACUUUGUGUUUUCUGAUUUUAAUAUAAUCACCAAAUCUCUGGUAGCAUCAACAGGCCAAAGCAGGAAGAGAAAAUGUUUUCCAUUUCAUGUAGACAUGAAGCUCAUUUGCAUAAUGUCCAUUCACAACCCUUGGACUCUUUUGAUGGAUAUUCCAACCAAAUAAUUGGUAGAAAGGGUUGAUCUGCAUGUGUAGAACUUCCUUGCUAUGAUUGGAUCUGGGUCUGGAUAAAAGGCCAACCAUACGGUGGACUCUGGCUGACAAGAUCCGCUUCAAUGACCGUCUUCUGGGAUUUUUUAGGAAAUGGACAAUGAUUUGGAGUUUAGAUCCAGGUGUAAGCUAGACACAUGCACAUCAGAUAGAUUUAAAUAACAUGUUCAGGGAGAUUUAGCAGAACACAUUAUGCUAUGUUUUGACACCUUUGCACUUGUUAACCUCUGCUUAUCCAUUACCACAACUCAGACUGCAGUAGCUGUUUCCUAGAAAUUUGAUGAUUGUGGCAGCACCUCUGUCACACAGAGCGUUCUGUUGCAUCCGCAGUUGAGCAAGUUGCAGUGUUAACAUGUUAUUUCUGCAAACUGGUGCACCAACUUGAACUGGUGUAUAAAAACCUCAAACUUGCAUAACAGUGUCGUCUUCCUGGUUUUGCAACCAUCAGCUACCUAGAAACUAGUGAUUAAAUCAUAAAUGCCAUAUAUGAUUGGGUGUGUUAUUCUUUGUUUUGAAAUUUUGCACAUCUUAAGUUUGUCAUUUACAAAGUUCUACAAUCCACUUGCCUAAAGUUCACUCUGUUCUACUGUCAUAUUACUUGCAUCCUCCAUCUGCAAAUGUUAUAAUGUUCAUGCAUUGUUAAAAAACUAAAUCUCUUAUGUGGACAAUAUCAAAUCUCAUGCAGGGGAGUUUUUGGUGAUGUGUGGCUUCACCCUUGUUUUGUUCAGAUUCUGCUGUUGUCUUAGGUUACAACACAAACACAACUCAUCAAAGUCUUUGGAGGAAAUGGAGAGAAUCCUCUCUAUGGUGAUGGUGCACAGUAGACUUCUCUUUAACCUGCAGCUAAUGAUGUUAGCCACCACCUUGGUUACCCCUGUACAGUGUGAGAACAGCCUGGUACACCAUGGGGAAUUGUGGCUGAGGCAAUUUUAUAGAACAGCUUGCACCAUCCACUGAGAGGAUUGGAGGAUGCAGAAAGCACAUGAGGCGGCAGUGUCUAGGGGCUGAAUAUGUAAAGCGCACAGUCUUUAAACAACCUUGAUGUUGCAUCUAGGUUGUUAAAUAUAUUGUAUGCAUAACCACUUUUUUAUUUGUUUUCUCCAGGUCUAAGUAUUGAUUAAAUAUUUUCCUGUAAUGUU
Messenger RNA from Melanotaenia boesemani (Boeseman's rainbowfish), 2551 nucleotides. RefSeq names its product MCL1 apoptosis regulator, BCL2 family member b (gene mcl1b). Lineage: Eukaryota; Metazoa; Chordata; Actinopteri; Atheriniformes; Melanotaeniidae. Gene Ontology annotation, molecular function: protein heterodimerization activity; protein homodimerization activity; channel activity. Gene Ontology annotation, biological process: release of cytochrome c from mitochondria; mitochondrial fusion; intrinsic apoptotic signaling pathway in response to DNA damage. The transcript is spliced from 3 exons. Gene Ontology annotation, cellular component: mitochondrial outer membrane. The coding region runs from base 124 to 960 and encodes 278 amino acids. The record is from RefSeq and is a predicted model, not a curated record.